AUGGACUUGCUAGAAGGCCUUAAGACCCUGAAAGUUGAAAAUGAGAUUCAAGAGGAAGAGGAGGCCUGGCUGUUUCUGAAGGACCGAUCUCGGGGUCUGAUGAUCGAAGCUUGUGCUCACGCGGCGUUCUUCUGCAAGCUGUUCAGCAUCUUGAGUCAAUCGUUGCAAGAGAAUAAAAGCUCUGGAAGUUCACCUGUGUCCUCUGAGAAAGUCAAUGUGGGCAUCAUCGGAGGUGGCCACCUCGGGAAGCAGCUGGCUCGUGUACUGCUUCAGCUUGUCCCCGUCCCCACUGACAGCCUGCGGAUCUCCACACGGAGGCCAGAGGUCCUGGGAGAGUUCCAGGAAUUGGGAAUCCAAUGCUUUUACCAAAACACUCACCUGGUAACUUGGGCCAAUGUUGUAUUCCUCUGCUGCCUACCAGCCCAGCUGCCCAGUAUCUGUGUAGAAAUUCAAAGACAACUUACGAAAACCUGCGUUGUGUACAGCUUGGUAACUGCCAUCCCUGUACCCAGGCUGAAGUUACUGCUGAACCACACCAGUAUCUUGCGGCCUCACUAUCAGUGUGUUAAGAAGUCAGAUAACAUCUGGGGGGCUAAUAUGGAAAUCACAGCGGCUCUCCAAGAUCCUGCGAUUCUUCGGGCCACUUGCCCCUACAGUCCUGCUGGGGGCAUAAUGCUCGAUAUCAAGUGGCUGGAGGGUGUGUUGUAUGCCGCCCUCAACUUCUGCACAGCACGGGACGUGCCCCACCCACGCGUGCUGAAGGUGCUGAGCGAGCAGCUUCUCUCUGUGCACUCUGAAGGCUGCAGCGAAGACAGAACUUCUUGCCCCAAAUUUCAGUUGACAGAUUUUGUCAACAAGACCUAUGCUGACAACCUGCCUCUCAGAAGGCCUUUCCCUUGGUUCGAUCUGACUGCUGUGCAGCUCAAGGAGACUCCCUUCAGCCAGCAUCUGUCAAAGAGUCCCUCUCUCCAGGACCACCUGACUAAUUUUUACUGCCACUCACUUAGCAUUUCUCUAACUGGAAAAGACCAACCAGUGCUUUCUGUUGACUUUCCUUUCCAGUAA
Messenger RNA from Elephantulus edwardii (Cape elephant shrew), 1065 nucleotides. It is a transcript of the gene NOXRED1, whose product is annotated as NADP-dependent oxidoreductase domain containing 1. Gene Ontology annotation, biological process: L-proline biosynthetic process. NCBI's taxonomy places the organism in Eukaryota, Metazoa, Chordata, Mammalia, Macroscelidea, Macroscelididae. Gene Ontology annotation, molecular function: pyrroline-5-carboxylate reductase activity. The record is from RefSeq and is a predicted model, not a curated record. The coding region runs from base 1 to 1065 and encodes 354 amino acids. The transcript is spliced from 6 exons.